Messenger RNA from Rotaria sp. Silwood2, 1056 nucleotides. NCBI's taxonomy places the organism in Eukaryota, Metazoa, Rotifera, Eurotatoria, Philodinida, Philodinidae. The record is from the annotation of a GenBank genome assembly.
AUGACUUCAUCAUUACUCUGUUAUCCUGAUACUGCAAUAUCAUCUUCUUCUGCUCUGAUUACAAUCCAGGCUUUGAGUAAAAUUUCUCGUCUAAAACCAGCUCCAUCCACAUCUUCAUCAUCAUCAUCUUCUACUACUACUGCUGCACCUAUUGCCACCGCAUCUACUGAUGCAUUAGAAAAUGAUCUUCCUGUUUUUAAUCAAAUCGAUACCUUGCAUGAAGUUCAAAUUGAAACAAGUGGUAUUUCCGGAAUGUACAAUCAGAUUGAUUGUCGUCGUUUUGUUUGUGAAACUUCAACGACCGUAGUGUAUUUUAUUCAUAUGGGAACUAUUCUCAAUAUAAAUUCUCCAUUAAAUAUUGAAUGGUUGCAGAAAAUCACGCAGGGCAAUCCCAUUGAUGUUCUAGUGGUAUCGUGCGCUUAUCCAGAUUUAUCCUUUCAUCGAUUAGAGAUAAUGAAUUGGAAUUUUCAAACCACUCUACAAAGAUUCGAAUCAGAAUUGCCUAUUGUUUUAACAAAAUUAAAGUUUGGUUUUUCUCGUCGUGAGAACCGUCAACCAAUUCUGAUAUGGAUAUCACCUAUUCCACAUACGAUUUCGAAUGACAUACAAAAUCGUCAAUUCGUUGAACUUACUGUCAUCUUUUUGAAUAUAACUAAUCAGCUCGAAUUCGUACAUUUAACACGUAUGCAUCCAUGGUGCGAUAAUUAUAAGAGUUUGUUUGUCAAAGAAAAAUGUUAUUUUUCACCUAUAGGUGAGUAUAUCAUAUCUGAUUAUUUUUCUUCAAAAGAAUCUUAUCUGAUAAUUGUGGGAUGUUUAGGAAUUCGUCAUCUCACGAAUCAAAUAACUGAAAUCGUUUCAAACAAACAACAUCGCGAAUCAUAUGUCGAUCUUCUACAACCAAUUAAUGUACCCAUUCCGAUUUCUCAACCACCAUUUCCAAUCACCGACUUAACAUUUCCUCAUCCGACAGAUUUGAAAAUUAAACAGCGAAAAAAAGGUCGCAAACGUCAUCGCAAGAAACGUCUCAAUCCCGAUGAUAAACUAAAACCAACCUAA